Molecule: messenger RNA, 4659 nt
Organism: Closterium sp. Yama58-4
Lineage: Eukaryota; Viridiplantae; Streptophyta; Zygnematophyceae; Desmidiales; Closteriaceae
Source: the annotation of a GenBank genome assembly
AUGGUCCGACCGGUCCGUUGGACCAAUAGCUUUCCAUCACCCCGCCCCAUUCUCCCUCUUUCCAUCACCCCGCCCCAUUCUCCCGCUUUCCAUCACCCCGCCCCAUUCUCCCGCUUUCCAUCACCCGCCCCAUUCUUCCGCUUUCCAUCACCCCGCCCCAUUCUCCCGCUUUCCAUCACCCCGCCCCAUUCUCCCGCUUUCCAUCACCCCGCCCCAUUCUCCCGCUUUCCAUCACCCCGCCCCAUUCUCCCGCUUUCCAUCACCCCGCCCCAUUCUCCCGCUUUCCAUCACCCCGCCCCAUUCUCCCGCUUUCCAUCACCACGCCCCAUUCUCCCGCUUUCCAUCACCCCGCCCCAUUCUCCCGCUUUCCAUCACCCCGCCCCAUUCUCCCGCAUUCCAUCACCCCGCCCCAUUCUCCCGCUUUUCAUCACCCCGCCCCAUUCUCCCGCUUUCCAUCACCCGCCCCAUUCUCCCGCUUUCCAUCACCCCGCCCCAUUCUCCCGCUUUCCAUCACCCUGCCCCAUUCUCCCGCUUUCCAUCACCCCGCCCCAUUCUCCCGCUUUCCAUCACCCCGCCCCAUUCUCCCGCUUUCCAUCACCCCGCCCCAUUCUCCCGCUUUCCAUCACCCCGCCCCAUUCUCUCGCUUUCCAUCACCCCGCCCCAUUCUCCCGCUUUCCAUCACCCCGCCCCAUUCUCCCGCUUUCCAUCACCCCGCCCCAUUCUCCCGCUUUCCAUCACCCCGCCCCAUUCUCCCGCUUUCCAUCACCCCGCCCCAUUCUCCCGCUUUCCAUCACCCGCCCCAUUCUCCCGCUUUCCAUCACCCGCCCCAUUCUCCCGCUUUCCAUCACCCCGCCCCAUUCUCCCGCUUUCCAUCACCCCGCCCCAUUCUCCCGCUUUCCGUCACCCCGCCCCAUUCUCCCGCUUUCCGUCACCCCGCCCCAUUCUCCCGCUUUCCGUCACCCCGCCCCAUUCUCCCGCUUUCCACCACCACGCCCCGUUCCCCCGCUUUCCAACAUCCCGCCCCGUUCUCCCGCUUUCCAUCACCCCGCCCCAUUCUCCCGCUUUCCAUCAUCCCGCCCCAUUCUCCCGCUUUCCAUCACCCCGCCCCAUUCUCCCGCUUUCCAUCACCCCGCCCCCUUCUCCCGCUUUCCAUCACCCCGCCCCCUUCUCCCGCUUUCCAUCACCCCGCCCCAUUCUCCCGCUUUCCAUCACCCCGCCCCAUUCUCCCGCUUUCCAUCACCCCGCCCCAUUCUCCCGCUUUCCAUCACCCCGCCCCAUUCUCCCGCUUUCCAUCACCCCGCCCCAUUCUCCCGCUUUCCAUCACCCCGCCCCAUUCUCCCGCUUUCCAUCACCCCGCCCCAUUCUCCCGCUUUCCAUCACCCCGCCCCAUUCUCCCGCUUUCCAUCACCCCGCCCCAUUCUCCCUUUCCAUCACCCCGCCCCAUUCUCCCGCUUUCCAUCACCCCGCCCCAUUCUCCCGCUUUCCAUCACCCCGCCCCAUUCUCCCGCUUUCCAUCACCUCGCCCCAUUCUCCCGCUUUCCAUCACCCCGCCCCAUUCUCCCGCUUUCCAUCACCCCGCCCCAUUCUCCCGCUUUCCAUCACCCCGCCCCAUUCUCCCGCUUUCCAUCACCCCGCCCCAUUCUCCCGCUUUCCAUCACCCCGCCCCAUUCUCCCGCUUUCCAUCACCCCGCCCCAUUCUCCCGCUUUCCAUCACCCCUCCCCAUUCUCCCGCUUUCCAUCACCCCGCCCCAUUCUCCCGCUUUCCAUCACCCCGCCCCAUUCUCCCGCUUUCCAUCACCCCGCCCCAUUCUCCCGCUUUCCAUCACCCCGCCCCAUUCUCCCGCUUUCCAUCACCCCGCCCCAUUCUCCCGCUUUCCAUCACCCCGCCCCAUUCUCCCGCUUUCCAUCACCCCGCCCCAUUCUCCCGCUUUCCAUCACCCCGCCCCAUUCUCCCGCUUUCCAUCACCCCUCCCCAUUCUCCCUUUCCAUCACCCCGCCCCAUUCUCCCGCUUUCCAUCACCCCGCCCCAUUCUCCCGCUUUCCAUCGCCCCGCCCCAUUCUCCCGCUUUCCAUCGCCCCGCCCCAUUCUCCCGCUUUCCAUCGCCCCGCCCCAUUCUCCCGCUUUCCAUCGCCCCGCCCCAUUCUCCCGCUUUCCAUCGCCCCGCCCCAUUCUCCCGCUUUCCAUCACCCCGCCCCAUUCUCCCGCUUUCCAUCGCCCCGCCCCAUUCUCCCGCUUUCCAUCACCCCGCCCCAUUCUCCCGCUUUCCAUCGCCCCGCCCCAUUCUCCCACUUUCCCUCACCCCGCCCCAUUCUCCCGCUUUCCAUCACCCCGCCCCAUUCUCCCGCUUUCCAUCACCCCGCCCCAUUCUCCCGCUUUCCAUCACCCCGCCCCAUUCUCCCGCUUUCCAUCACCCCGCCCCAUUCUCCCGCUUUCCAUCACCCCGCCCCAUUCUCCCUUUCCAUCACCCCGCCCCAUUCUCCCGCUUUCCAUCACCCCGCCCCAUUCUCCCGCUUUCCAUCACCCCGCCCCAUUCUCCCGCUUUCCAUCACCCCGCCCCAUUCUCCCGCUUUCCAUCACCCCGCCCCAUUCUCCCUUUCCAUCACCCCGCCCCAUUCUCCCGCUUUCCAUCACCCCGCCCCAUUCUCCCGCUCUCCAUCACCCCGCCCCAUUCUCCCGCUUUCCAUCACCCCGCCCCAUUCUCCCGCUUUCCAUCACCCCGCCCCAUUCUCCCGCUUUCCAUCACUCCGCCCCAUUCUCCCUUUCCAUCACCCCGCCCCAUUCUCCCGCUUUCCAUCACCCCGCCCCAUUCUCCCGCUUUCCAUCACCCCGCCCCAUUCUCCCGCUUUCCAUCACCCCGCCCCAUUCUCCCGCUUUCCAUCACCCCGCCCCAUUCUCCCGCUUUCCAUCACCCCGCCCCAUUCUCCCGCUUUCCAUCACCCCGCCCCAUUCUCCCGCUUUCCAUCACCCCGCCCCAUUCUCCCGCUUUCCAUCACCCCGCCCCAUUCUCCCGCUUUCCAUCACCCGCCCCAUUCUCCCGCUUUCCAUCACCCCGCCCCAUUCUCCCGCUUUCCAUCACCCCGCCCCAUUCUCCCGCUUUCCAUCACCUCGCCCCAUUCUCCCGCUUUCCAUCACCCCGCCCCAUUCUCCCGCUUUCCAUCACCCCGCCCCAUUCUCCCGCUUUCCAUCACCCCGCCCCAUUCUCCCGCUUUCCAUCACCCCGCCCCAUUCUCCCUUUCCAUCACCCCGCCCCAUUCUCCCGCUUUCCAUCACCCCGCCCCAUUCUCCCGCUUUCCAUCACCCCGCCCCAUUCUCCCGCUUUCCAUCACCCCGCCCCAUUCUCCCGCUUUCCAUCACCCCGCCCCAUUCUCCCGCUUUCCAUCACCCGCCCCAUUCUCCCGUUUUCCAUCACCCCGCCCCAUUCUCCCGCUUUCCAUCACCCCGCCCCAUUCUCCCGCUUUCCAUCACCCCGCCCCAUUCUCCCGCUUUCCAUCACCCCGCCCCAUUCUCCCGCUUUCCAUCACCCCGCCCCAUUCUCCCGCUUUCCAUCACCCCGCCCCAUUCUCCCGCUUUCCAUCACCCCGCCCCAUUCUCCCGCUUUCCAUCACCCCGCCCCAUUCUCCCGCUUUCCAUCACCCGCCCCAUUCUCCCGUUUUCCAUCACCCCGCCCCAUUCUCCCGCUUUCCAUCACCCCGCCCCAUUCUCCCGCUUUCCAUCACCCCGCCCCAUUCUCCCGCUUUCCAUCACCCCGCCCCAUUCUCCCGCUUUCCAUCACCCCGCCCCAUUCUCCCGCUUUCCAUCACCCCGCCCCAUUCUCCCGCUUUCCAUCACCCUGCCCCAUUCUCCCGCUUUCUAUCACCCCGCCCCAUUCUCCCGCUUUCCAUCACCCCGGCCCAUUCUCCCGCUUUCCAUCACCCCGCCCCAUUCUCCCGCUUUCCGUCACCCCGCCCCAUUCUCCCGCUUUCCAUCACCCCGCCCCAUUCUCCCGCUUUCCAUCACCCCGCCCCAUUCUCCCGCUUUCCAUCACCCCGCCCCAUUCUCCCGCUUUCCAUCACCCCAUUUCAUUCUCCCGCUUUCCAUCACCCCGCCCCAUUCUCCCGCUUUCCAUCACCCCGCCCCAUUCUCCCGCUUUCCAUCACCCCGCCCCAUUCUCCCGCUUUCCAUCACCCCGCCCCAUUCUCCCGCUUUCCAUCACCCCGCCCCAUUCUCCCGCUUUCCAUCACCCCUCCCCAUUCUCCCGCUUUCCAUCACCCCGCCCCAUUCUCCCUUUCCAUCACCCCGCCCCAUUCUCCCGCUUUCCAUCACCCCGCCCCAUUCUCCCGCUUUCCAUCACCCCGCCCCAUUCUCCCGCUUUCCAUCACCCCGCCCCAUUCUCCCGCUUUCCAUCACUCCGCCCCAUUCUCCCGCUUUCCAUCACCCCUCCCCAUUCUCCCGCUUUCCAUCACCCCGCCCCAUUCUCCCGCUUUCCAUCACCCCGCCCCAUUCUCCCGCUUUCCAUCACCCCGCCCCAUUCUCCCGCUUUCCAUCACCCGCCCCAUUCUCCCGCUUUCCAUCACCCCGCCCCAUUCUCCCGCUUUCCAUCACCCCGCCCCAUUCUCCCUUUCCAUCACCCCGCCCCAUUCUCCCGCUUUCCAUCACCCCGCUUAGGGUUUAGGGUUUAG